Messenger RNA from Doryrhamphus excisus (bluestripe pipefish), 2825 nucleotides. The record is from RefSeq and is a predicted model, not a curated record. Lineage: Eukaryota; Metazoa; Chordata; Actinopteri; Syngnathiformes; Syngnathidae.
CACGUUAAAGCCGAAUUGCCCAAAAGAGAUUAUGGAUUAAAAAUACAGAUAUUAAUACAGAUAUGAUUGACACCUCAGCUAUAUACGCGGAGGUAAUCCUUCACACGCUUCUUAAAUGGAGAGUUUGCAUGAGUUAGCGCCGGUGGCUAGUUAGCUAGCCACUUUAUUAGCCAGCUGAGCUCACCUGCUAUCGGAGCGACUUCAUCGUCCACCCACUCUGCUUCUUCUUUCGCUUUCUUCGGCAUCUUGCUCCCUAGUGGUGUGUUUUUCCAAACGUCGUGGCCAAAGAGUUAACACAAUCGCACGUCAUGCGGCCCAGUGAGGUGAGGAUACAGGAGACUCCGACGGAUGCCGGCCAAGUUUUCUUCUUCCGGCAACUUGGCGGAAGGAUUUCGCCACUUUACCGCCACCUAUAGGUUGGAAGAAUAACUGCAUAUUGUAUUGGAAAAGAAAUACUUUACAGUCAGCAUAGCUGUUAACACGCCCAUUUUCACCGGGAACCUACCAUAAUCGCAAUUAUUUCCCCGCGUCCUCCUGUUUUAAUUGUUCCCCGUGCUUUUCAUGUAAAAAGUCCUCUCCUGUUCUGCUGCUCGGGUGCGCUCGGGAACACUCGGCCAACAUCGGUGUAAUGCAUUCUGUCAGGCCUUCAAAAUAAAAGAAGCACACCAGCAAAUUACUGUAACACGAUAGCGACACAGUAGGCAAGGCAGUCGUGUCUUUGAACCAGCACUAACGCGGGGAAAAUAAUAACGAGAAAUUAUUGUGGAACUUCAUAAUUUCGCUUAUUUUCUCUCGUUUUGCUUAUGUUCCAAUAUUGACAAAUGACAGUCCACUAAAACCGCGUACGUUUUUUUUUAAAUAAAUACAUGUUGUUGUCAUUUUGGACGAACGCAUAAAAAAAUAGAUAUAUGUAAAAAGCAAGCCAAACGAUUCAUCAAGAGGACACGUUUCGUGAACGUCACAGACGUAUAAUUUUUCCCACAGUCGGUGAAGGCAGCAUUACGCCUUCCUGCGUGAGGCGUGUUUGGCCAAAGCAAGGACACACAAGACGGGAUGACACUUGUGUUCUGGGAGGCCCGGGAAGCGCUGCUGUAGAAUCCAACAACCGUGACUUUGCAGUGUCCUUGGUGAGGGUGGUGGCGAUGGCCAGCUACUGAGCAGGGUUGCCAUCGGCCCCUGUGGUGAAUGGCUGUGAGCAGAGGGAGCGUUGCCUUCUGGGUGGCUUUUGUCCGCAUCCACGGCAGAAGGCAGCCCAUCACAAAACGCAUCGGGGGGCCAGCAGACUUCCAGUGGCUCUGUCCGGCACGUCCUCUGAGCAGUGCAUCAUGGGCCCUGGCGCCCCCCAACAGCCUGCGAUAUCAGACCACCAAGCAGCCGGCUCUGUCCCACCCCUUUCAUCACGCCAGCUCCGAGGACGACUGGGAGGAAUCGCUAAGCGUGUGUGUGCUGGUGCCACAGAGCGAGUCGGGAGCCACGCGCACCACUGUGGAGAUCCCAUGGUUGGCUCAGACUAAGCUAGCGGAGUUACUUACUCCGGGGACUCACAAGUCCUCGGAGUUGUCCUUCCUACUCACCACGGUGGACGGCAGCAGGGAGGAUGACAUCAGCGUGGUCAGCGGCAUCAGGAGAAGCGACCCAGACUGUUUUAGGAGCCUGUUUGAAACGGAGAGGUGCCCCGCGCCCUUCAUGUAUGGCUCUCGCUUUUUUUGUUUCCAUUGCCCGGGAACGGAACCGACGCCACACGGCAAGCUGAACUCUAGACAGGAUGUUGGACUUGAGGGCAGUAAGAUGGAGGAGUUGCAGCUGCCGCAGCCCUCCUCGUUGUGUAGCCGUGCAGCGCUAGCAGAAGGGCAGCAUCACGAAGGAGACGGAGAGCGAGAGCAGAAACUGGCCGUGGUGUACGAACGGCUGAGGAGAGAGCUGCCAAAUUUCCUCCAUAAGACGCACGAUUACAGCAUGUACUCCAACGAUAUUGAAUUCAUCAACGGGCUUCUCAACACCAAGACCAGAGGACGCCUGGUGUACCAGCUCCACCUGUCCUUGUGGCGCCUCCUGUGUCUGCUGUACUUUGCCGACGUGAGGCUGGAGGUGCUGAAGCUGACCAAGCACGUGGAGGAUGGGACCAUUAAGGCUCGCUGGAGGCUGAGGGGCCUUCCCUUGCACUCGCUCAUCCUACGCAUCUACCGCAAAGAUAAAUCACACUUGUACAGGUUCUACGAUGCGUUCUCGACAUUCUACGUAGGACACGAUGGACUCAUUCACCGCCAUAAAGUUGAAAAGGUGAUGCCGUCUCAGCCGCCGGCCUUUCCCAGAGUCACGUCCCUGCUCGCCAGCGCUCUCGUCGCCCUGGAGAUGGAGGACAACCAACCCGCUCUCAAUCUGCUGCCCCUCCUCCUGUCCUCACUGAGACACUUCCGAGACUAAGAGCUCUUGGAGCGUUUGGAAGGUCCAUCGGACAACGUCAACAUUUGAAAACGGGAUAUAUCUCGUUGUUGAAAUGCUCGCUUUUCACGAUUCAUGAUCACGCUCACUUGGCAAAAUUGGAGAGAAAGCAGCGGUUGGUGAUUUGUGUUUUGGAAGUGAACAGAAGCACACGUGGUCUUCAUCUUCUCACUCCAUUGACCCCAGCUAAAGCUCCUCAAAGUUCCUGUGUUCCCGUGGUGGAUGUGUGACGCUGCUGCUGUGGCGCUCGGCAUACGACAUGUUCAUGUUGGUGUUAAACUUGUCACCCGACUGUAACGAGUGCAGUAGAUGAAGAAAACAUAAAAACCUCCAAUGACUGAAACCUCACUUGGCUUCAUAUUUCUACCAUGCUUUGCUUUCAU